CAACCCUCCCAGGGUGCCCUUUUAUUGUCGCAAACUCUUGCUCCUUCAUUCUCCUUCUAUUCCAUUGUAAUCACACCAGGACCGCUGCCAGCGCCACGAUGGCAGACCAGACGGAGGCCGCCGCGGUGGCCAAGAACCCCUCGAGCGAGCCUGCAAAGACGUCCAUUCAGCGGGUCAAGACGGACACUGGCAACCACUCCCAGCGUUUGUUGCGCGUGGAUCAGAUAUAUAGCAGGAAAGACCGACAAGUUCAUUUUGUAAAGACGGCCAAGGUGAAGCCCAAGCCUGACCGUUUCAGCAAGACUGCGCUGGUUGUUCGUCGAGUCAUCUCGAGACAAGGCAUGGUCUCCCACACCGAAGUCGACAUCCGAUCCCCUCUGUUGCAAGAAUUGUUUCGCGAGUUAUUCAAGGGUGUCGAGGGCCUGGAGCUGAACAAGUCUCCUCCAGUUGCCAAACCGGAAGUGUUCUUCUGGGCCGUACCCGACCUGAUUCGAAUCAGGGAAGAGGAAAAACAAAAGACCUUGCCCAGUCAAGCAUUCAUCGAUGAUAUCGGAACAGCUCUACGCUUCGUGGAAGAGGAUUUUGCAAGCCAGAUCAUCAGCCUCCAGUCACUGCUGGAGGAGAAGCAGAUCACCUGGGAUCUUCUCUGGGCGAUUUUCCCCCCAAGAGAAGUUAUCAUCGCUCCACGCUAUGGCCUCAUGAACGAGGAGCAGGCUUUCAACAUGCUAACAUCGGCAUACGAACAACGCGCCAACGGCCAGAAAUACUUCGCGGCGAACGGUCAACUUAUUAAACAUGACGGCCAAGAUUUUGGCAGUACUAGCCUCGAGCUGGAGAUUGAUCAGUAUGAGGGUGCUCGUCCGAUCAGUACCUUGAGUUUCUUUCCGCUCAAGCACCAUGACGAGGAAGCCGCAGUCCGAGACAGAUUAAUCGCAAGAGGACGCAAAUAUAUUGCUUUACUGGAAGAGCCGGCUUGCAGAGAUUAUACCAUCCUGAAUGGUGCGAGGGGGGUCGAGCGAGCGAAUGGAGACAUAGUGCCAGAGAAGUUCAAUGCGUUGGGAAGAGUGAUGGUCGACCCGCCUGGAUACUAUCUCCAUAACACUUCGUCCGACUUGAAUCGGCCUUGGGUAUACGCAGAAAAUAAACUGGAUAUGUCCAACUUGUCCGAUGAUCAACUAUUGAUCUGCAGCUCGUGGAUAAAUGGUUUCAGCUUCAACCAGAAGACCUGGUGCCAACUUGCAGUGACGGGACUGUCCGAGGUCGAGUGGAACCACAAUGCGUUCAAACGCUUGGUGAUGGCCGAGAAUCGCCGCCAGCUCAUCCAUGGGCUUGUGAAAGCCCAUCGGCAGGAUGACGCAUCCUUCGACGACAUUGUCGUAAAUAAGGGCAAGGGCUUGAUUGCCCUUCUGACUGGAAGUCCCGGAGUGGGCAAGACCCUGACUGCAGAGGCCGUCGCCGAAGUCACCCAGCGCCCACUGUAUGUAGUGGCAACCGGUGAGCUCGGAAUUAACCCCGACGACGUUGAUAACCGACUGGGAAUGAUCCUAGACAUCACCCGGCGGUGGGGGUGUGUUCUUUUGAUCGAUGAAGCCGAUGUCUUUCUCUCCGCUCGGGGCAAGGACCUUGCCCGAGAUGCGCUGGUCAGCGUUUUUCUCCGACGACUGGAAUAUUUCCGCGGUGUUGCCAUCCUCACCACCAACCGGAAGAGCGACAUCGACCCAGCAUUCAAAAGCCGCAUCCACUUCACCCUACACUACCCCGAGCUCGAUGCAAACAGCCGACAAGAAGUGUGGAAGAAUUUCUUGACGAAUGUUGCUAAGACCUCGGAGCUGUCCGAAUUCACAGCGGAUGACUUGGCGGCAUUGUCGAGGCAUCCUCUGAAUGGCCGACAGAUCAAGAACAUCGUCUCUUGUACGGUGUCUCUGGCACGGGAGAGGAAAAAGAACAUUACGGUGCAGGACAUUGAGAGCUUGAUCGAGGUUAUGAUCGACUAAGACGGUCGAUCAGUUUGCAGUCAACCCGAUGUGCUAUUGCUGCUGAGGCAAAGCCUAUAAAGACCUAAAUGAGCUUAGAGGUGAUGAAAUGUUACAUUGUGAUAAUAUUGAAAAGACUACGGAGUAGGUAUGAAGAUGAACAAGUUCGAAAGCCAGGAAAAAUCACGAGCCCCGUCUCCGAAUGGGGGAAAUAGCGGGGCUCCAGGCACCGGCUUAUCUUGCCUAUUCAGAGCUAGCGUAUUUAGUGACACCAAUAGAGAUUCUGUCCAGCAGAUGCUCCCAAC
Molecule: messenger RNA, 2278 nt
Organism: Aspergillus ibericus CBS 121593
Lineage: Eukaryota; Fungi; Ascomycota; Eurotiomycetes; Eurotiales; Aspergillaceae
Product: ATP-binding protein
Exons: 8
Coding region: 99-1994 (631 amino acids)
Molecular function (GO): ATP binding; ATP hydrolysis activity
Source: RefSeq, a predicted model, not a curated record